CUUGUUACGUUAGUGGCAGGAAACUCGAGACACGGGCCACUGCAGUCAUGGGCUUUGAUUUCAUGGAGGACCGACCGUUGCACCAGAAGGGCGCUCAAGGUGGCGGCAGCAGCACGGUUGGGGUAGGCGACCCACAUCACAGUGGCAUACGACCUGCACCUGGCCGACCCAUCGCCCACAGCGAACAAAGGGUAACUUCGCUCUUUGACCUUCUGCAAGAGCUGUCCGUACCGCCCAAGUCUGGAGGUUCCUCGCACGGCGCCCGACCCGCUGGCGCACCACGAGGCACAACUGCAUCAUCGUUGGCUUCUUCUCUUUCCACGAACAGAGUGGUUUGCUCGAAGGGCAGCAGCAGCUUAGAUAUCACUGGUGGGAACCAGCAGCAGCCAUCAGCUGCCUCGAAGACGGGAACGACACCUUUUUCUGAGGAAACACGAAGACGACGGGAUGGGGCAGGGGUGAGGGAUGACGCGGCCGGCGGAGUAGCGCUGGAGGCACGACCACGAGCUGUUGCUGGUUCUGGGCGGCGACAGCAGCAGCAGCAGCAGCAGCAGCAGCAGCAGCGGCGGCAGCAGCGGCAGGGGUGGGACGGCAGUAUGCCUGUCAGCAAUGACUCUCAUCCGCGCCUGCCACAGAGGCCUGUGCUUCGGCAGGAGGGGCAAAACGACCGCACCCCGAUAGGCGCGUCCUCGGCCAACGAGGCGCGGCGCGUCACCUUCGCCGUCGACAAGGAAGCGGGGCAGGCUCGCCGUCUGCAGAGCGGCAGGGGCUCCGGUGAUUCCUCUUCGAGGGACUGUGACCAGCGCGCGGUGGCUGCCGCGCAGGCAGCACUAUCAGUAUCACCGGUGAACCGACCAGGGGCGCGUCAACGAGAAGUGGAGUUGUCCACAAGGCUUAGGCGUGUCGAUGAUGCCGGGGGCGGGGGGGGGCGGGAGGACAGCGGCACUGGUUGUCGUCGCGCCGCCGGCGGGAGCGCGCGAGGGGCGGCCGGCCGGCAGCGCGGCCCUCCCUUGAGCGUGCGAGAGAACAACGCGGCUGUCUCUGGUGCGGGGCCUCUUUGGCGAGCGGCUUUUCCUGCACGAGGAGGAGGAGGAGGUGCAGGUGAAGGACCACGAGGGACGACGGGCGAGUGGGGCAGCAAGCCUACGACGGGGGGGCGGCGGCAGGGGAACGGCGGAACCGGCGGGGGAACGUCGGAACAGGUCGACGACAGGGUUCGCAACAGCAGUGAACGGUGGACGACGCUGCCGCAGGACGGAGGCGACGAGGUCCAGUGGAUGAGCCAGGGGGGCGAUCCCACCACGGCAGGGGUUGACGGUAGCCGCCGAUGGCCCUCAGCGUCCACCAACCUGGACAGUUUCCGCGGAGGUGGCCGUGGUGGCACGGGGGCCAACACCAAGCAUACAACGUCGCACGCAGAGGAGGAGGGGAACGAUGUUGGCAGCGACGGCGGCGACGGCGGCGACGGCGGCGACGGCGGCGGCGGCGGCAGCAGCGGCAGUGGCAGCGGCAGCGGCAGCGGCGGUGGCGGUGGCGGCCAACGCGGGCAGAUCGCUCGCCGAGGAACCCGAGCGCCUUCGCCGUCCGCCGGCGAGGACAUGUCGCCGGGACGCGCGAGGGGAGGGAAGAGGGCGAAACGAGCGGCGGAGGGCAGGGACGAGGGUGACCGUGACGGCGGCACCGACGACGGGCAAGGGCUGUUCGAGGGUUCUAGUGAUGAGGGAUGCACGUACUUCGGCAACGAUGAUCCCGCCGCAGGAGGAGCACAAGACGACAGGCGGCACAAAGACAACGACCCGAAGGGGGCGCCGCAGAAGAAGUUGCUCAGGGUUCGCGGGCUCUGCCGCAUGCAGGGCAGUGUGCUGGCACUGGUAGAGUGGAGCAUGGUGGACGUCGACGGGGCCGCCUCUACGGAGCUGAGCUUCGUGCUCUCCUCCACCCUCAAGGCCGAGUGGCCUCGGCAGUACAUCGACUACCUCGAGGCGAAGAUGGUGUUCGAAGAGGAGGAGAACGACGGAGCGUAGCGGCGGUAGGAGAACCACAGGCAGCAAGUGUCUCCCGGCGGCGAGCGAGGCGUGGUCGCAGAACGUCAGCGGCUAUACCCGAAGCCGGACGUUGGCAUGGGUCGGGGAACGGAGUGGCAGCUUCUGUGGUCUCAGAUAUGAACCGCGCGAUUUAGAUGGCGGGAGAAGGGCGUGUGUGCAUGUGAUGAUGUGUUUCGUACGAUGGGAAAGAUGCGACGUGCUGUUGGUGGGCUGCGCCCUCGUUGCGGGGUGGGUUGCGUGAGACAGACAACGGGUGUCAAUGGUUUAUUUGAUGAUGACCUCUACCGCUUGCGGUAGUGUGGGGGGGUGGAGUUAGGGUUAGGAUAGAGAACCGGCUAAAUUGCUGUAUCUGUCAUCGUUCUCGCUGUCCUUGAAUGAAAACCCGCCUUUCUCUAUAAAAGGCAGGAGUGUGGACUACCACCGUAUACUGUAGCGUUUAUUCGGCCGCGAUGGAGUCGGUUGUUCGGAUGGAGUCGACCCCUACUCUUACUACUGGAACGUGGAGUCCGGAAGACACCAUGGCACUUGUAUAGUCUAGCCCGUUCUUGUCCAACGGCAUGAAGGGUGGGCGGUUUGUGCUCACUCAAGACACUUCGUUGUCUUAGGCAGGCAAGUGAAGGGAAGACGGCAACACCGCAUCGCCGCCGAAAGAUCACCCACCGGCUGAGCACCCUUGAUGUGGUUCCUAACAAUCUUGAAUUACUGUUUACUCCUACUGUAGUAGUGAUGUACGAUACGGUGUGUAUGGUGUGUAUAUGGACUGCGUGCACCACCUUCGAACCGGGAGGCUGUUGCGCAGAAGAACCUGGAGGCCUCGGUGUCGCAGGGUUAUUGGGGUGAGUGAGUAGGGGAGGCAGCCGACACUUGGUGUAGCUUCUGUUGCUUUUUGUUGAGAAGUAGUGACUACACGACAGUUCUUGCGAUGUACAAUAUAGCCCCCGUUUUACGAAGGGUGCAAAUCUAGAAGACCUUUGUUUUUGCGCGGUGUGU
Molecule: messenger RNA, 3035 nt
Organism: Ectocarpus sp. CCAP 1310/34
Lineage: Eukaryota; Phaeophyceae; Ectocarpales; Ectocarpaceae
Source: the annotation of a GenBank genome assembly